GUAGUCCAGGCUUGCAACAUACGAAUGGCUGGCAGAACUUUCCCAAAUAUCACAUGAUUACGUGCCUGUCAGCAUUUAACUCGGAACAGUUAUGAGAGACUGCAGGAAAAUGAAUAGAUUUGACACAUUGUCUUCAAGGUGAUAUGACAGCCAGUACCAGGCAUCAUGUCUGUGGAUGGCCACCGGACGUCCGUUUUCACUUUCCAGUCUGCAGUUCACAGUUCCCAUGUCCUCCGCUCCCUGGAUGAGCAGCGACAGAACGACGUGCUGUGUGAUGUGACCGUUCUCGUGGAAAGUCAAAGUUACCGAGCGCAUUCUUCAGUGCUGGCCUCUUGCAGUGACUUCUUCCAUUCCAGAUUCCUGGUCCACGCCAGUCAGAAUCGAGUCAUCACUCUUCCUGACAAUGUGACCGUGGAAGGCUUUGAACCACUGCUGCAGUUUGCCUACACAGCAAAGCUUCUCUUCACCAAAGACAACAUUUUAGAGAUCCAUCGAUGUGCAACAUUCUUGGGCUUUCAUAACCUGGACCAAUCCUGUUUUGAGUUUCUCAUUCCCAAAUUCCACAAGGAUGCCUGUGUCACAACAGAUGCUGAAAAAGCCAAAAGGAAGUCCUGUGGUGACAAAGGGCAUCAAUGUAAUGACACAACCACAUCCGGCCAAGACCUGGUCCCGGGUGAUGUGUCCAUAGACAUAUCCCCGAACACAACGCAUGACAUAUCCCCCAACACAACGCAGGACAUAUUCCCGAACGCAUCAGAGGCCAUAUCCCAGACCAUAGCACAGGCCAUAUCCCCAAACACAACACAGGACAUAUCCCAGACCACAACGCAGGACCGCGUAGGCAUUGCAGGCCAGUGCCUAGACCCCUGCCUUGUUGGUCAGCCCUCACAGCCCAGCACCUCUAUGUUACCAGAGGAGAAUUUAACCCUGGGCUUCCCCUCACCAAAGAGCCCUGCAUUCCCAGAGGCCCAUGGCCAAGACCAGUUCUGCCUGCAAAACUGUGGCCCUGAGCUGCAGCCCUCAUUAUCCACAGCGCCAGAGCAAGUGUGCCCCUUCCUGAAGAUGGUGGGCUCGAGUGGCGACGUCGGAGACUCCAUGGCAGACGAGGCUAUGCUAGAUCUUGCCAGCAGUGGCUGCCCGGAUGAUGUUUCCAUGGAGACCUGUCCCAUUCUGGACCAGCAAUCUCAGUCUCCCCUCUCUGGUCAAAUCGGCAUGCCUGAGGCAUGCAGUCCACCCCCAGACCCAGCUAUGGUAACAGCAAGGACCCCCAACCAAAGUAGCCAGCGGCUGUGCCAGCUGAACUCGCCCGAGCUCAUAGAGCCAGGGAGCGUUGUGGGCAGCACCGACGCAGAGUCUGACCUCAGUUUCGACACUGCUGGCCACACGCCGUCCUGUAUCCCCUCCAUGAAAACGUCUGGAAAUCGGAGCAGCGUCGAGAGGGAGGUGGCCGAGCACCUGGCCAAGGGCUUCUGGUGCGACUUGGGCACUUCCUUGUCCGAGCCCAUGCCCCUGGACGAAGUGGUGGAGCAGUCCGCGUCGGAGAACGCCAGCGCCGCUGCCGACUUCCACUGGCUCAAGCACCUGGAUCUCAGCUCGACCACCGGCGAGUGCCCCUUCCUGAGGAACCUGGGGUCGGAGGAGGCCCAGACGCCGGUGGUGGACUGCUCCAACCUGCCGCAGCAGGAGAUGAGCCCGAGCCCCUGCAUGUCCCCAAUCAACUCGGAGGACGACCUGCACUCAGACACGGAGGGGGAGAGGGAGGGGCGUCGGGAGCGGGCAGAGGAGAUUCAGCUGCCCUUCCCGGUGGAGCAGAUCCCCGCCAUGACCCGCAGCGCGUUCCAGCAGAUGCUACGGCAACAGAACCUGACCCAGGAACAGCUUGAGUUUGUCCACGACGUCCGUCGCCGGAGCAAGAACCGCGUGGCCGCCCAGCGGUCCCGAAAGAGGAAGCUGGACUGCGUUCGGAAGCUCGAGUGCGAGAUUAAGAAACUGCGAGGUCAAAAGGACAAGCUGCUGCAGGAGAGGAGCCACCUGAAGCUGAGCAUGGGCCAGACGCUGCAGGGCCUCUCGGGCCUGUGCCAGGCCGUGUGUGGCGAGGCCGGCCCGCAGCCCGACCAGCUGCAGCUCCUGGCCCAGCACCUGUCCCCCAACUCCCCCUCCUCGGUCCUCCUCACCCCCAUGGCGUCGCCCAGCCUGGCAGGCCAGGAGCGGGACGUCCCGGCGCCCGACGGCGACGGUGGGAGCAGCGGUGGCGGCAGCGGCAGUAGCGGCUGUGGCGGUGGCAGCGCCACCAAAGAGCCCUCCGAGGUGGAGGCGGCGACCCCAUGCCCGCAGGUGGAGCCUGCCAUGCCAGGCGAGAACGAGGAGUCGAGGGAGGAGCGGACGGGCGACGGCCUCCUCAGGGACCACACCGCCACACCCUGAUGGUGGACCCAGGUGGACUGUCUGUCUUUUCUGGACUUUUUUUUUUUCUUCUCCUCCCUCUCUCUACUCUCCACGGGUGGUUUGUCUGCUUUUUUUCUGACUUUCUGACUCGGGGUGGGAGUACAAAGAUAAAAUCUUGCUCUCUUUUCAUAGGAAUUAUGCAAUAUAUGCAAUCACUUUGGCAUUAAAUGAACUGACUGAACAUUAACAAGAUAAAAAAGACCUUUGACCCCGCUAGCAUUUAUACUGUACUAUGCAUUCAUUUGAGUUGGGUUAGAUGUCAGGGACAUCACAUUUUGGAGGGAAAAAAAGAGGCUGAUACUGGAUAGAGUUUUUCCAGUAUCACACCACAGAUUAAUACAGACUAGUUAUUACUGUACUCGAUGCAUGUUGUUAAUGGCCUGUUUCUGAUGCAAAUAAGGAAUUCUUCGAUGUUAAUGAUGCACUGCCCUUUGCAUACCUGCUUCAUUUAAACCCAUUUGAAUUUCUCAGCGUCAUGUUUGUGCAAUCCUUCACUACAAGGCUCUGUUAGUGCGUCUUAACUUACAUUGUGUGCAUUGCUAUGAAUCGAAUGGAUUAUGCUAAUCUGUGUCAGGUGCACAUUUGUUCUUCUCAUGCAGAAUUGCAUGUUGCUACAAACAUAAAAAAAAACAACAUGUGCUGAAUAUGCUAAGCUCACUCAUGUCAUUGUGCUUUAUUAGAGUUAUCGAGGUUACUAACAUUUUGAUUACAUAGUACAUAAUUCCAUCCAUAAUUACAUUUUCAUUUUAAUCCACAUUUUCAUUAGGUUAUGUAUUUUUUUGGUUUUGAAGUUAAAAUUCAAAGGAAAAGCAACCCAUUGAUCUUCAGCUAGUUGGCUAGUAGAUUUCCACAUUUGACCAGUAAGCUCUUUGCACAGACAGGCUCUAAGGAAGGUUUACAUCUAUACAGGAGGUGUUGAGAUUAACUGCAUCAACGGCAUUUGACAGCAAGGUGAAGCCAUUAUCAUCUGUCAAAUUACCAAUCUAGCCUACUUUGUUGCCAAAGUUUAUCAUGUCUCUGCCUUAGAGGUGGAACAAUUUGAUAAUAGUUUGCAAAUUUAAAAAAAAAGAAAAGAAAAGAAAAAUCACUGCAGCAGCCAACUAGACAUGUAUGACUUGUCAAGUGGAGAAAAAAUUAAUACAGAACAUCAAAUUAAUUCAGGUUUCCCCUGGCUCCCCUACCCCCCCCACCCCAUUUCUUGUGUUUACUGCCGCUGAACUCUUGGACCAAAGUGCAGAUUAUGGGGCGCCUUCAUGCACCCCCUCCCCCUCCCCCCCACAAAAUAAAAAAAGAAAUCACCACCACCAUCACACAACCCAUUGUGCUGGUAUCGGCUUCGCAUAGCCUCUCUAUAUAUGCCCGAUGCAUGGCUGAGCAUGUGCCCAUCCUAUCUCCCCGACGCGUGUACCAACCCCCCCCCCCCCCGCCCCCAAACGUCUCCGGCCUUCCCGUGCCCAUUUUGCAUGCAGACGCCAGCGCGUUUUAGAUUGAAAAUGCAUGAGCUAAGGCCCAGGCAUGCUGCACAAACACAACAGCCCCCUUUCACUUUUAAUUAGAAAUGCAUUCCAGUUACUCUUGAUAAGAGUGUUUACAAAAUCAAUAAAUGGAAAUUAACAGUU
This is a messenger RNA of Sardina pilchardus (European sardine), 4064 nucleotides long. RefSeq names its product transcription regulator protein BACH1-like. Bases 166 to 2424 code for a protein of 752 amino acids. The record is from RefSeq and is a predicted model, not a curated record. Gene Ontology annotation, molecular function: DNA-binding transcription factor activity, RNA polymerase II-specific; protein binding; RNA polymerase II cis-regulatory region sequence-specific DNA binding. Gene Ontology annotation, biological process: regulation of transcription by RNA polymerase II. Lineage: Eukaryota; Metazoa; Chordata; Actinopteri; Clupeiformes; Clupeidae. The transcript has 5 exons.